AUGAAGACUCUUGCUGUACUGGCGCUGAGCGCCAUUGUCUGCCCUUCAGCUUGGGCACUCAAGCCGGUUGACGCAACGGAGAAGUUCUUGAUUGAAACCGCUCCUGGAGAAACCCGUUGGGUUACAGAGGCCGAGAAGUUCGAACUAAAAGAGCUAGUUAUGAUGCAGAAAGUCGUUAGUGCAACCAAGCUGACACCCCGUUUUGUUUGGAAGAAACACAUCGACUUCUUCGACAUUACAGACGAACAGGACCUGGACUUUAGCUUUGCCGCCGAGAAAGUCCUUGCCCAAUUUCCUACGCAAUUGAGAUAUGUGGCAGAAGCAAAACCUCUGGCAGCCCGUUUGUCUAAGGACACUAUGCGGAGGAACCUCGAGAGGUUCUCUUCUUUCCACAAUCGCUACUACAGAUCGCAAACCGGAGUACAAUCCGCAAAUUGGCUGUUCGAACAGGCCAAUGCGAUUGUCUCGAACUCAGGAGCAGCGAGACGCGGUGCGACUGUGAGGAAAUUCUCGCAUAACUUCCAGCAGCCUAGUAUUAUCGUCACCAUUCCUGGAAGGAGCAGGAAUACCAUCGUGGUUGGUGCUCAUCAGGACAGCGUCAACAGCAGAUCACCCACCAAUGGCCGUGCCCCCGGAGCUGACGAUAAUGGAAGCGGUUCGAUCACUAUCCUUGAUGCUCUCCGUGCUCUUUUGACAUCGCCGAAAAUUGCCCAGGGAGAGGCGCAGAACACGAUUGAAUUUCACUGGUAUGCUGGCGAGGAAGCGGGCUUGCUCGGCUCACAAGACAUUUUCAGACGAUACAGGUCCGAAGGCCGUGCUGUCAAGGCCAUGCUUAACCAAGAUAUGACCGGAUUCACCAGACGUAGAGAGAGUGCUGGAUUGCCAGAAGCUUUCGGCGUGAUCACUGACAACGUCGAUGCUGGUUUGAGCGAGUUCUGUAGACUGGUCAUUAGAGGAUACACUGAUAUAACCUUCGUCAACUCCAGCUGUGGAUACGCCUGCUCCGACCACGCGUCUGCCACCAGGAAUGGCUACCCAUCAGCAUUCAUUUUCGAGGCCGAUCAGCCACACUCCAACCCUAGCAUUCACACGACAAAUGAUGUCAUCGGCAACGUCAACUUCGACCACGUAGAGCAACACGGGAAGCUGGUCAUUGGCUUUGUUUACGAACUUGCGUUUACCAACCUUUAAAGGGGAAAACGCCUUGAGCAUGACGACAAACUAUGAACUGUCUUUUAUAGCUUUCCAGGUCCUUAUAUAUAUGCAUUAUAUAUAUUUGCUUUUGAGGGCUCCUAUCUAUAUUUGAGCAAUGCCCAAGUCCUCGAGUUCACACCUAGUUUUGCAUGGAGUCAAAAUUUGUCUAGUAGUCACAAACUCACAGGUUAUGACCUGAAUUGCAAAGGAGAAACAAGGGAUGUUCUUAGGGGUUUAUAGUCAGGAUUGCUGGGGAGUGUAACGAAGGGAGUAGAGAGGUACUCCGUACUUCGUACAGCUCAAGGCAUAUGAUAGAGCAACCAUCAAGAAUUUUUUUGAGGAGUCAGCAGGACAACUGUGAGGGGGCCCAUCCGGACCGUGGAAAAGAGGGUCAUAAGACAUGAUCGAGUAGACAAUCAGGGGGUAAUUAGCUAGGACUAACAUAUCCAGAUGGCCUUUACCUCUUUGCAAUUGCCAUAUAGGAUUCCAAUUCGCUGAUCCAGAGAAGCCCAGUACUAUAGGAUUCAACAUGUAGUACGGUAGUUGGUAUGCUCUCGUGACGAGAGCCAUUAUCCACCCUAAGAAUCUUACCACAAGUGUCGAUCAGCCACAUUGCGAUUCGCCGAGAGACUGAGCCUGUUAUCAAAUCGAGCGCAGCAUUGUUGGAAUUUCUGAGAUAUACUGGUCAGGAGCUUCGGAUUAAAGAAUGUUAUAAACUAUUUCUAGUCUGA
This is a messenger RNA of Coccidioides immitis RS, 1925 nucleotides long. RefSeq names its product leucine aminopeptidase 2. Gene Ontology annotation, molecular function: metalloexopeptidase activity. Bases 1 to 1191 code for a protein of 396 amino acids. Gene Ontology annotation, biological process: proteolysis. The record is from RefSeq and is a predicted model, not a curated record. The transcript is spliced from 3 exons. Lineage: Eukaryota; Fungi; Ascomycota; Eurotiomycetes; Onygenales; Onygenaceae.